Molecule: messenger RNA, 294 nt
Organism: Staurois parvus
Lineage: Eukaryota; Metazoa; Chordata; Amphibia; Anura; Ranidae
Source: the annotation of a GenBank genome assembly
CAUUUGGAAACUCGGGCACUGCCCGAGGGCCCGGGGUCAGUAGGGGGCCCCAUGAGAUGCCCCUGGUACCUUUUUCAUAGGCUUUUUUGAGUUUGGGCAAGGACACAGGGGCCCCAUGAUCCCCUAUUGCCCGGGGGUCCCAUGAGUUGUCAGUCCGCCCCUGGUCACCAAUGAAUGUGCAACACUUUAGCCAUUGAUUGCUUUGGCAAUGCAUUAUGGGAUGUUCAUCAGAGAAAUUCCCACCAAACGUCCCAAAGGUUCAGGAUUCAGCAAAUGUGCAACCCACAAAUGUUC